Messenger RNA from Prorocentrum cordatum, 2411 nucleotides. The record is from the annotation of a GenBank genome assembly. NCBI's taxonomy places the organism in Eukaryota, Dinophyceae, Prorocentrales, Prorocentraceae.
GGCGCCGGCUGCCGAUCCCGCCGUUGGCCACGGCGGAGGUGCCCCGCGUGCGGCGCCGACGGCUGCGCCACAAGACCACCGCCGCGGGUGCUGACGGCGGCCCCGACCUGGCCCCGCUCGCCGACGCGGCGCCGCCGCCGCUCCCGCCGCCCGAGGAGAAUCCGCCCGGCGCCUGGGUCGCCGCUGCGCUGGAGGACGCCGGCAGCUACUGCCAGCAGGUGGAGCUGACCGCGUCGGCGGUGCUGCGAGGGCGGUUCGGCCUGGAUCGCAACGAGCACGGCGACUGGCACCCUAUCGAGUACGGAAAGGACGAGGACGCUGGCUCUUGGACGGACGGGAAGCUGGUCGCCGCCGACUGCACGGCCCCCGAGGUCGAGGUGCUUGGCGGCACGCCCGCCGCCGCGGCCUCUGCAGGCGCUGAGGCCCAGUGGGGCCUUCGCACGUGCUGGAUCGACGUGGGCGAGACAGGAGCGCGCUUCGAGGAAUUGCGCAAAGUGGUGCAGGAGGGCACCCAAGAGGUGCAGUCUUUGAUAGAGUGCGUGCACCUGGCUGGGACUGACGACCAGGUCAACAUGGGGGCCCUCGCGUCGCUAGAGGUGGUCGCUAGGAGGCUGCUCCGGUACACGGAGGCCUACGCGCAUGGAGCGGACCAGGCCAAUUGGGGGGCGGCGAAGCACCUGGCGGGGACGUCUAACCCGCUAGACCUCGCGCCCGACGCGCUCAGGAGCUAUGCCAGCCGCCUCUCGAGGAAAGAGCAUGAGUUGGAGGCGGCGCGGGCCCGCGCGAAGGCCCCGGGAGUCACGCCCGCGGAGGCCUCGCGGGCUGAGGCGGCGGCCCUGGGCGCUCGCUGGCUGGCAGCUGCCGGGGGCCCCCCGAGGGCCGAGGCAGGCGGCGACGACGGGCGCGGCAGAGGCAGACGCGAGGGCAAUCAGGGGCUGCAGGGAUCGCCGUUCUUGCCGCUGGCCCCACUCACGGCCUUGCCGGAGGAGUGGCGCGAGGGCCUCAGCAGGGGGGAGGUGAGCCGCCUCAAGAUGAAAGCCAUACGGGUGGAUGUGCAGCAGCGCGUCUUUGCGGCGGCCCGCCGUUGGGUCGGCGUUGACAGCGCCAUCACGGAGGAGGAAGCUCUCGCCCGGCCUGUCAAGGGCAAAGCGGGAUACGCCCCGCUUGGCUCCACCAGCAUGAGCUCCCACGAGUACUCGCGGGCCAGUUUGCCCGAGAGCGUCGUCGACGCUCCCAGUCUGGCGACCACGCUGCCCGCGCAGGCGAGGCUCUAUCUCAAGGAGCUCGCCACCAGGAUGCUGGUUCCGCCAAAGGAGGCCGCUUUAAUGCAGGAGAUUCACGGACUCCCUGGGCGUCUCACCGACCUCCUUCUGCUCCAGCGACCUCGGAGCCAUGGGAAGUUCGUCAGGCGCACCUUGUCGGUCGGCCUCGCCACGUUGACGCGACGGCUUUUGAGCGUGUUGGGCUUGUUUUUUUUUUUCGUGAAGAAGAAUGAUGGAGCGCGCCCUCGGCUCAUCGUCGACUGCAGGCGCGGCAACGCAUUAUUUCGUCCUCCACCGGGCAUGGAUCUACUGUCGGGCGAGGGGCUCGGUCGCACCGAGAUGCCAUCGCUGGAGGGGCGUGACUUGGCGGAGCUACGCGCGGUGCUGGGAGUUGGCGACGUCGCCGAAUGUCUCCACGGGAUGAAGCUGGAGGGCGGUAUCAGGCGUUACUUCUGCUGGCCGCCACUGGAUGCCUUUGUGACUGGAGCGGCGUUGGUCCAGGGAUCGCCUGUGGCCAUGGGCGAACAGGUGUGGCCCAUGAGUCAGAGUAUUCCUAUGGGUUUUUCGCUGUCCUUGUAUUUCGAACAGGCCGCGAACCAGGCCAUCGGGCUGGAGGAGCGCCUCGCACAGGCCGCGUUGACCAAGGCGCAGCGGGACUUCGAGAGCGACCAGCUGAAGUUCCAUUGGGUGGAGGUGCAGCCCAGUGGCGGGCGGACCCUCGGCUGUUACGUCGACGGCAACCAAGCAACACGUCCGACGGACGAGCGGUUCGCCAUUGUGCGCAAGGGCUUCCGAUGCUUGCUCAGGCGUCGCAAGGUUCUGUCCAUAUUCAAUUCGGCGCAUGCGUUCGCGGCGCAGAGCGACCACGCUUUCUCCAUGCUGUGGCCUACGGUGCGAGAGGAGCUCGAGAGUUACCUCAGCAUCACGGCGCUGCUGGAGUCGCGCUGGACCAGAGGGUGGGCCCCCAUCGUCUACUCUUCGGACGCGAGCCUGUACGGCUACGGCGUGGCGGCGGCCUGCUUCGAGCCCGCGACCGUGGCCGAAAUCGGGCGGGCAUCCGAGCUGUCGCGGCGGCGGCUUGGCGCUGGGCUGGCGCGGCAGCACGCUUUUGAGCGCGCUGGUUUCCUGCCGGACAGCUCCACCGGCGAG